This is a messenger RNA of Spodoptera exigua (beet armyworm), 1394 nucleotides long. NCBI's taxonomy places the organism in Eukaryota, Metazoa, Arthropoda, Insecta, Lepidoptera, Noctuidae. The record is from the annotation of a GenBank genome assembly.
AAAGAACAACAAUAAAAACUAAAAUGAAAUUGUUCAUCGUAUUAGCUGCAGUGGCCUUAGCCCAGGCCGCCAAACUGGACAGGACUUACCUCCCUCCCAACGCCCAGGCAUCAGCAGGAUCUGCCUUCCUCGAAGCUCCUCGUCAAUCCAAUGGAUUCCAGGAACAAAAUGGUGCCUUCUCUAACAACCAAAACGGUGCUUUCUCUAGCAAUGGAUUCGCUAACCCCGAUGCUCAGAGCGACGCUUACUCAAGUUUCGAAGCCCGUCCCGUAGAGCGCGCACAGGCUGCCUUCGAGAGGAACGCUGCUAUCCUUCGCCAGGACAACUCCAAUGAUGGAGAAACCUACGCGUAUGCUUAUGAGACUGAGAACGGUAUCUCCGCCGAGGAGAACGGAGUGGCGACCAACGGAGUGCAGGCUCAGGGCGGAUACUCCUACACUGGGGAUGAUGGCAAGGUCUACUCUGUGAGAUACACCGCUGACGAGAACGGAUUCCAGCCCCAAGGUGACCAUCUUCCUACAUCUCCUCCAGUCCCCGCUGAAAUCCUGAAAGCCUUGGAACAGAACGCUCGCGAUGAGGCUGCUGGCAUCUAUGACGACGGUUCUUACACCGAAAAUAAAUACGCUGCCGACAGCCAACAACAGUACUACGACAGCAACGCCCAAGCCAUCAACUAUAACAGCGCCCAGUCCAACAACUACAACGCUCAGUCCAACAACUACAACAGUGCCCAGUCCAGCAACUACAACGCUGAGUCUAACAACUACAACAACGCUCAGUCCAACAACUACAACAGCGCCCAGUCCAGCAACUACAACUCUGAGUCUAACAACUACAACAACGCUCAGUCCAAUAACUACAACAACGCUCAGUCCAACAACUACAACAACGCCCAGUCCAACAACUACAACGCUGAGUCUAACAACUACAACGCUGAGUCCAACAAUUACAACAACGCCCAAUCCAACGACUACAAUGCUCAGCGCAAAAACUACAACAGAGCUCAGUCAAACAACUACAAUGCUCAGUCCAAUUACAACACUGCUCAGUCCGACUACAACGCUCAAGCCAAAUUCAACGCUCAAUCCAACUACAAUAAUGCUGACACUACCAGCGCCCUAAUUCGCAACGAUGCUUCAGGAAGCAGCAACAAUGCUAAUGCAGUCCAGAAGGCUUACCUUCUACCCUUCGCUCAGGCUAACACUGACGCUAUUGUAACCAACAAUGCUCUUCUCCGCAAUGAUGCAGUUGGAAGCAGCAGUUCCUCCGUUUCAGGAUUCCAGAGAGCAUACCUCCCACCCGUUGCCCAGCGUCAGAGGAAUGGUGCGAGGCCAUCCUUCAACGCUAGAGACGGCUACCGUUACUAGAGGCUAUUAUCGAUAAAUAUAAACGAC